Molecule: messenger RNA, 2331 nt
Organism: Brassicogethes aeneus
Lineage: Eukaryota; Metazoa; Arthropoda; Insecta; Coleoptera; Nitidulidae
Source: the annotation of a GenBank genome assembly
UAACGAUUCAGCGCGUUUAACAUGGUUUUGGUGGUCCAUCCAUUCCAAAAACAAGCAUGUGUUCUUUUUAUUUCAAUCGCGUUUGUUACUCUCUACAUAUCACGCAAACAAAAUAUCAAUAAUAACUCUUUCAAAGCCCUCUAUAACUUAACCAACUCCUCCAAUACUGACAUAGACGAAUACCUUAAACUCUUAGAGUUAAAUAACACAGACAAAUUCGAUGAUUUCUUCUCAGAAAACCUUACAAACCAUUUUAUAACAAUUUAUGGCAACGAAUCCACAGGAAAUAACUCAAACGUGUUGUACAUCCUGGGUUUAUUCGAGUUAACUACAAAGUACGGACCAAGAAAGGAAGGUUCAAGUGAGGUCCAAUCUGCUCAACUAGCUGUCCAACAUUGUGAUCCUGGAGUGGGUAUAGACAGGUUUUUUCAUGCCUUAUACUCCAAGAAAAAAAUCCUGAUGCUUCUAGGUACCGGGUGUUCCAAUGUAACCGAAAGCUUGGCGCAUGUAAUGCCUUAUUGGAACAUCCUCCAGGUAUCAUUUGGUUCCACAUCACCUUCAUUAAGUGAUAGAACAAAAUUCCCGUUAUUCUUCAGAACUGUAGCACCAGAUUCAUCAUAUACCCAAGCCAAAAUUCACUUCAUUAAAAAAAUUGGUUGGAAAGUUGUAGCAACUUUCAGUCAAAGCGAAAAUGCUUAUUUACUUCCUUUGAACCAUUUGGUAACAGAGCUAGAAAAGGUUAACGUUACGUGUAUAUCAACUGUAACUUUUUCCCUUGAUAACUACAAGGAGCAACUGAAAGUUGUCAAGGAACAUGAUAUCCGUAUUAUAUUUGCGAGUUUUUCAACGGAAAUGUCUGCCAAAAUAUUUUGUGCUAUAUAUGAGAUGAAUAUGUUUGGUCAUGAAUACGUAUGGAUUCUACAGGAUAGAAAUGAAGUUUGGUGGAGAAGUAAUCAAGAAUGUUCUCAAGUUUAUUUAGAAAAAGCUACUGAAGGAAUAAUUAUUGUAUCUGAUUUUUCAAACAUGUAUCAAAAUGAGUACGCUAUUUCAGGAUUGAAUGAAGUAUUAUUUAAAGAAUCUCUUAAUGUGACCAGUCAUAUAUCAAAAUAUGCCAAACAAACUUACGAUGCCAUCUGGGCGAUGGCUCUUUCACUACGAAAAUAUCAGGAAUACUCCUAUUUGGAUGUUCUAAAUAAGUUCCAUUACAAACGAAAGGAUAUGGUGAGAGUAUAUCUCCUGUCAGCAGGUUGCUCUCUAACGUUUGGUUCCAUGUUUGCCAAAACUUACAGAGUUCAUAGACUUUUCACCUACAUCGGGGCUGGUUUGGUGAAAGACAAACUCCUUAAGGACAAGAAACUGAUAGCUUUAAUUUUCAUACCAUUAAUAAUAGAUGGUAUAAUUUUAAGCCUAUGGUCGUUGGUUGAUCCAAUGCACAGAAAUUUAUACAAUCUUACGUUACAAAUAAGCCAAGAGGAUUCAGGGGUAGUGUAUCAACCACAAGUUGAAAUUUGCAAAUCCCAAAACACAUACGGCUGGUACAUAGCCUUGUACGGCUACAAAGCCCUUUUCCUCGUCAUGGGUGUUUUCAUGGCUUGGGAAACAAGACAUGUUAAAAUACCAAGCUUGAACGAUUCCCAGUACAUAGGAAUAUGCGUAUAUAGCGCUGUCUUCAGUGCCAUCAUAGUGGUUCUAUCUAGCUUCAUAUCUGAAUAUGUAGUAUUCAGUUACAUAGCAAGAAGUGUUAGUAUAUUAACUUCAACAACGGUCACCUUAUUUUUGCUGUUCCUACCCAAGUUGAAGAGUGUUUUCGGCACUAUGGACUCUGUGGACCCUAUAAUGCAAAGCAUGGGGUUAAAAAUGGAGUCCAACACCAGAAGAUUCAUAACCAACGAUCCCAACGAGAUCAUAUCAAGAUUGGAGAUACAAAAUAAAGUCUACCGCUACGAAUUGGAGGCGUUAGAUAAGGAGAUAGCAGCACUGGAAGAGCGAAUUAACUGUCUCAAUUCUUACUCCACCAUUAACAUCGAUUUAUCCGAUAGUAAAGCUCAAUGUUACUACCUCAAAGUGCCAUCUCCUAACGUGGCAAGAGCUUCCUGGCCAAAUACCAGAGGACAGCUCAGCAUACACAAGUCAGGAUUUCAUUCUGAUGUCAAACUGAAUAAAGAUAGUUUUUUCGAUAGGUUGAACAUAUUUGGCAGAUUGAAGCAUAUAUUUGGGAGUAGUAGCAGCUCUUUGGAGCUUAAUGAACCUCAAUUAGAACAGUUUGAGAGGUCUCAUGUGGUUGAUUAUAAUUUACAGAAGGCUCUAUCGGAAAAUAACAUCCACAUAUAA